AUGUCUGGACUCAACCUUUCUCUUCUCACUCCUGAGAGCAACGAAAGGGCAACUUUCCCUCAAUUCGCUCAACUCCCUGGCGAGAUUCGGGACAUGAUCUGGGAAGAAGCUCUCAUCAAGGACAGAGUGCUCAACAUACAUGUUUGGAACCUCGGUGAGGAUUGCGACAAUGCAGCACAGACUAUGAGGUUGCUCCACGGCAGGCGUUUCGACAAGGAACUUUUCAACGUACUUAACUCCCCAACUAUUCCCAGACUGACGGACGGACAAGAGACCAAAGUCAAUCGGGAGUCGAAGAAGGAAUAUGGCGUUAUGGUUGACGACAAAGCAGCCAUAAGUAAGUUCUUCUACGUCAACGCGGAGUCGCGCCGGGCUGGAAAAGAUACUUCCGAGUGCACAUUCCGUGUACUUAUGUGA
Messenger RNA from Fusarium odoratissimum NRRL 54006, 417 nucleotides. RefSeq lists its product as uncharacterized. The record is from RefSeq and is a predicted model, not a curated record. Lineage: Eukaryota; Fungi; Ascomycota; Sordariomycetes; Hypocreales; Nectriaceae. The transcript is spliced from 2 exons. The coding region runs from base 1 to 417 and encodes 138 amino acids.